Molecule: messenger RNA, 863 nt
Organism: Aureobasidium pullulans EXF-150
Lineage: Eukaryota; Fungi; Ascomycota; Dothideomycetes; Dothideales; Saccotheciaceae
Exons: 2
Coding region: 36-545 (169 amino acids)
Source: RefSeq, a predicted model, not a curated record
ACCCAAUCCCGACACACCGUCACCAACUCGCCAUAAUGUCUAGCAAAGAACUAAAAUACUGCUUUCAAAAUGUGUCGGCCGAGCGACUGCGUUCACUGAUCAAUACAAUUUGCGACGUCUCUGAUGAGACACGAGCAAUUUUUGAGCAGGAGCUCCUCACACAAGAGCAAGGUGCUACUUUGCGCAAAACCAAACCCGGGCAGCCGAGAUACCUGAAAUGCGAAAACUGUGAAAAGGAAUUCGACGUCACGGAAAAUAUAAAGGACAGCUGCAACUACCACGAAGGCGAGCUGGAAACCAAUGAUGACUUUUGGGUCGACGAUGAUCAGUAUGACCACGACCCGAGUUAUCCUCUUGAAUCAGAGCAUCAUCGGAAGACUUUUCCAGAGGGAUUCAUUUGGGAUUGCUGUGAUGAGCAACUUGAUGCUCCUGGAUGCAUUGUUCAGAAGCACGAGCACAAGCUUGAUAAACAACAUGAUAAGGUGGAUGGGAGGGAGGCUACAGGUGAAGACGGACCGGUGGCUAAGAAAGCUAGGAUUGAGUAGAUAUAUUAUGCUCGAUUACAUCGCUAGUACAGGCGGUGAUUGCCAAAAAGGUUCAAUCAAGGUAGAAAAGCUCGGUCAAGGUAGAAAAGCUCAGCUAAGGUAGAGAAGCUCAGCUAAGGUAGAAAAGCUCAGUCAAGGUAGAAAAGCUCAGCUAAGGUAGAGAAGCUCAGCUGAGGUAGAGAAGCUCAGCCAAGGUAGAAAGCUCAGCUAACGUAGAAAGGCUUAGUCAAGGUAGAAGCCUCCUCACCGCAUUGUUUGUACCUGCUCCGAACUUUCCGCUACUGCUCCGAGCUGUGGAAAGAACCACUAUUCAGACAU